AGUCCCAUAAUAUAGAAUAUAGCUGACUCCACUACUUGACUCAAAUUUUUAAUAGGUAAUCGUAAUCGUAAUAGGUUUAUAAAUAAGUUUCUUGUCUUGUUUCUUAAAACUUAAAAUUGUGCUUGGCGUUUGUUUUCUGAGCAAAUUUAAUUUGGGUGUAGUUUUAUAAACAGCUUAAAACGAAGAGAUACCUCUACAAAAAAAAAAAUGAAUCCAUUUUUAAAUCUUGGUAUGUUUGAACAAAUAAUGUUUCAACACGCAGCUGCACAAAUUCAACAAGCAGUGGAACAAGGCUUCAAUGCACAUUUCACAGCUACUGACGAUGACGAUAGUACUAUUGAUUUUGAGCCGAUGGUACCACAAAAAAAGGAUUAUGAACCGAAGAUGACCGAUUUGGAACUAUUAGAAAAAACGGUGUCUAUGAUGAAGUCAGACAAGGAUUUUUUAUUGAUUUUGCAAAAUAUUUUGAAGGUCUGUGACGAUCCUGAAAAAUUUAAACCAGAAAAUUUAGCCGUAUUAAGAGGUUUUGCUCAAUUGCUAGACGAGAUUAGAGAUGAUAAUUGCGAGAAACCAUUGAAGUUUAUAUCUGCAACUUUAUCUGAACGCUUUCUAACAAAGGAGCUUCUUAAAUUUACUGGUACUACAGAUAAAGUUGAGGAACUAGCAUACUUAGCUCGAGGAGGUUUUGGACUUAUAUUUAUAGGAACACUUAAAAAAACUGAUGGGUCUAAAGAUAAGGUUAUCGUAAAAAGAUCAGUACCAGGAAAGGAGGCAUUUUUAAAAUCUGAGGCAACAAUUAUGAGUCAGUUGGAUCACAAGAACAUCAUCAAAAUGUUGUCGUUUGUUCCAGAUUCAAUGGAAAUUGUAAUGGAGUUCAUGGAAAAUAAAAGAUUAGAUACAUUUUUGGAAGGUGUGAAAAUAGACAAAAAAAUAUUUUAUAAUAUGAUAUUAGACAUUAUAAAUGGUAUGGAAUAUUUGGAACAAAAUAAAAUCGUCCACAGGGAUUUGUCCCCAAGAAAUAUUUUUGUGGGUUCAAAUAUGGAGUGCAAAAUUGGAGAUUUUGGUUUCGCUGUCAAAGUUACUAGGCCAGACGGAAUCUACAAAGAAGAGCAUGGAAAGUUAACAGGACAUCAUAUACCACAAAACGUUUUAAUAAGUCAAGAAUUUUCUACAAAAACUGAUAUUUGGUCUUUCGGAUUGCUUGUGUGGGAAAUGCACUAUCUCAAAUUUGGCGGUCCUUUGUUUAUGUUAAUGCCUAUAUUAGACCGAUUUAAAUUUUCAGGAGAAUUACCAUGUGAAAAUAUUCCGCGAAGAAUAACAAACUAUUUUGAACACCUGAUGCAUGUUGAUCCAGCAAGAAGACCACCUUUUGCAGAAAUCAAGAAAUUUUUCUCAUCCUAUGUCUAAGGCGUAUAAGAUUUUUUAGAAUAAGUUAAAAUGUUAAAAGUGAAAUAAUUCAUAUAACUUUCCAGUAUUUUUUUAAUUUUUAAUCUUGUAUUAUUAUAACAAUGAAGCAAAAUAAAAUGUUUUUAUGA
Diabrotica virgifera virgifera (western corn rootworm) is the source of this 1535-nucleotide messenger RNA. Its product is annotated as ephrin type-A receptor 4a-like. NCBI's taxonomy places the organism in Eukaryota, Metazoa, Arthropoda, Insecta, Coleoptera, Chrysomelidae. Gene Ontology annotation, biological process: protein phosphorylation. Gene Ontology annotation, molecular function: ATP binding; protein tyrosine kinase activity. Bases 208 to 1407 code for a protein of 399 amino acids. The record is from RefSeq and is a predicted model, not a curated record. The transcript has 8 exons.